CGGCUCCAAUCUCGCGCAGCUUGUCUUGUGUUUCUCCUCCACCACGCUUCUCCUAGAAUCGGUUUGCAGGCGCGAACUUGCGAUCUGAAUAUGGGAUUUCCGAGAUUCGGUCCUGCAAAAGGAGUGGAUGCUGAUGUUAGUCCCAAUCUUUAUGUGGCCAACUGUGGUCCAGCUGUGGGACUUUCUCAUGACACCAUCGCCGUCGUGUUCGGCGCCUUCGGAGAAGUUAAAGGAGUGUAUGCCGCCGAUGAGAGUGGUGCUCGUGUCGUUGUUUCUUUUGCUGAACCAAGUUCGGCUCAAUCUGCAUUCACAGCGUUGGAUGGGCAGCCUUGUCAUGAUCUUGGAGGCCGUUCUUUGCACAUUCGUUAUUCCAUGCUUCAACCACCAUCUCCUAAGGUCAAUGACAGCAUUCCAGUGGCGCUGGUUGCUUCAGAUUUAAACAUUCCUGGGCUUUACUUGUUACAUGAUUUUGUUAGUGCUAAAGAAGAAGAGGAAUUGCUCGCAGAAGUUGAUAAUAGGCCUUGGAAAAGCCUUGCAAAAAGGAGGGUUCAACAUUAUGGAUAUGAAUUUCAUUAUGAGACUAGAAAUGUUGACACUAGACAGCACUUGGGUGCACUUCCGUCUUUCGUUUCUUCUGUGCUUGAGAGGAUCUCACUGUUUUCAGAUAUUAAGGAUUCUUCAAGUUUAGUGUUGGACCAAUUGACGGUCAAUGAGUAUCCACCUGGUGUGGGCCUCUCUCCGCACAUAGAUACACACUCAGCAUUUGAAGGAUUCAUUUUCAGCCUUUCAUUAGCAGGGCCUUGCAUCAUGGAGUUUAGGAGAUAUUCAGAGAGUGCCUGUUAUCCUAAAACUGCCUUAGUGACUGAUAUGAAUGAGGAAAGCCCUGAAAAUGGCAAGCUGUCAAGGAAGGCUAUCUACCUUCCUCCUCGCUCUAUGCUCCUUCUCUCUGGGGAGGCACGAUAUGCAUGGCAUCAUUACAUUCCACACCAUAAGGUUGACAAGGUCAAUGACAGCAUAGUCAGAAGAGGCUCACGAAGAGUGUCUUUCACACUUCGCAAGGUGAGAACAAGCCCUUGUCAGUGUGAAUUCGCCCAGUACUGUGAUUCUAAAAGAUAGGACUGGUCUAUGUCAAUUAAAAUGGAAACUGCAAAUCAACACUCAGGUCCCUUGUAUGCUGGCUGGGUGAGAGUUAAACCUUGCCAAUCUAAACUUCUCCAGUGAUAUUGUUUCAUAGAGAUAAGAGGACUUGGGACUGGCUCUAUUAGGACCCAAGCCGAGGCUGCCAUUACAAAUGAAAUUUUUGACAUUCAAAGGUAAUUAUAAUCAGAACUUUUUAAGAGUUAUUCUAGAUUUCUAGGAGUUUAAUCCUUGGGAAAGAUAUGAACAAAAAAAAAAACGUACUGUUCACCAAAUUUUCUGACAGACUGAACAUAGCUUGCAUACUGGUGAGAAGACAGGAGAUGGAAAUUAGGGCUACGAAAAAUAGCUGUACCUAAAGACUUCCCAUUAUUAAGUGAGAAAAAGUGUCCUAACAACAACAAAAAGUAGAAAUUACUAUUUUAUUAUCAUUUUGUGUAAUUGCAUACCUCUCAAGUUUCCUUUUAUAGCCGAGAUAACAUCUGGCUGGCUUUGCCCUGAAUUACUCCAACUUUUCCUGUUAGGUCUUAGGAGCAACUGUCAGGAUCAUCUAAGCUUAACCGGAAUGAUGACAUAAGAAAGCACAAAUUAAAGGGGAAAAAAAAGGGGAUAAAAAUGAAGCUAGCAACACAGAGAAUGAUGCUAGCUAGCUAACAAGCCUUGAUGAUAGGAGUGAUUAGGUGUUAAGAAACUGCAUAAACAGAUGUUUGGUAGUAUCAAAUGACACCGGGAGUUCCCCCAAACACUUCAGUAGGGUAAAUAAUACUUCAAAAAUGUCCCCAGUGAAGUGUUCAGGGGAACUCUAGGGGACACCUGAUUCAUCGACUAUUGCUCUCUGUGAGAGGCUUUCACUGGUCUUGGUCUGCAAAUGGUUACUUGCCCUCAUAUAUAUAGCGACUUGUUCCCGAACACUCCAAAAUACAAACAAAUCAAUGAAAAUGAAGCUUUUAA
Molecule: messenger RNA, 2088 nt
Organism: Rubroshorea leprosula
Lineage: Eukaryota; Viridiplantae; Streptophyta; Magnoliopsida; Malvales; Dipterocarpaceae
Source: the annotation of a GenBank genome assembly